This is a messenger RNA of Chironomus riparius, 879 nucleotides long. The record is from the annotation of a GenBank genome assembly. Lineage: Eukaryota; Metazoa; Arthropoda; Insecta; Diptera; Chironomidae.
AUGUUUACCUUCAAUAAAAGUGUUGUGUUUAUAUUUAUACUUAUAUUAGCAUUGGACCUUACAGAUGCUUAUAAAUUAGGCAAUCUGACUUGUAUUGAUGAUCCUCGCCCAGUUCCUGGAUCAAAAUUAACUUGUAAUUAUUUGGGAUGCAAACUAGAGUGCACAGGAGAAUAUAGAUUUCCAGAAGGUGAAAAAAGUCUCGACUUGGUGUGUUAUAAUGGUAGAAAUUGGGGCGUAAGGAGCUAUGGAAAUGCCAUUCCCGAUUGCUCACCAACUUGCUCGCCAGCUUGUUUGAAUGGAGGAAUCUGCAUUGAUACUAAUGAAUGCCAUUGUAGCCAAGAAUAUGCAGGCAGAAAUUGUGAAAAGAAGAUUCAGACCUGUCCUGAAAAAAUACCAAUGCCAGGAAAUACGAUGGGAAAAUGCAUAAUCUCUGGCACUCAAAGCUGUAAGGUUACAUGUGUAGAAGGACAUACGUUUCCCGAUGGUACAAUAACUUCCGACCUGAGAUGUAGAAAUGGAAUGUGGUCAAUGGAACCAAGAAGAUUUGAAAAAUGUGAACCUUCCUGUAACCCAUAUUGUCAAAAUGGAGGAACAUGCAUUGCACCAGAUAUAUGUAAAUGUCCAACUGAAUUUAAAGGAAAUUUGUGUCAAUACACAACUGAUCGUUGCUCUCCAAAAAAAUUGAAAUUUAAUGGGCUGUAUGCAUGUAAAGGUUAUUAUGAUAAAAUGGAAUGUGAGCUUCAAUGUCCAGGAGAUUUUCAACCAUCAUAUGAAUUUGCAGCAAAGUACACCUGUAAAUACAGCGAAGGAAUCUUUAAUCCGUUCCAUACUCCACAAUGUGAUUACCGAGGAAUGAAUGUUCAAAUUACACAUGCUUAA